Messenger RNA from Penicillium cataractarum, 744 nucleotides. RefSeq names its product MICOS complex subunit MIC26/MIC27. The coding region runs from base 1 to 744 and encodes 247 amino acids. The record is from RefSeq and is a predicted model, not a curated record. Gene Ontology annotation, cellular component: mitochondrial crista junction; MICOS complex. NCBI's taxonomy places the organism in Eukaryota, Fungi, Ascomycota, Eurotiomycetes, Eurotiales, Aspergillaceae. The transcript has 3 exons. Gene Ontology annotation, biological process: cristae formation.
AUGUCAUUCCGGCCGAUGUUGAAGCAGCGGGCUGUGGCUCCGAUCGCAGCCACCCUCCUCGCAGGAGGUCUGGCCUUGUACCCCAAGCAGACUGCUUUCGCCGAGGAGCCUCGCGAGCGCAAGCCCAUCUACGAUGACUUCCCAUCCGAUAUCCCGGAACUCUCCAAGCCCGCAGCUCCGGCUCCCAAGGCGAUUUCUCUGCCCACAUCGCAAUCCACCUCCUCCUCGCCCACUCCCACAGACAUCCUGACUGCUCAGAUCCGGCAAGCCCGGCUUUUCCUCUACUCCCACUCCCUCGCCGCGGAGAACAGCUUCAACGACUUCCUGUCCCGCGCUCUGCACAUCGAGAACGCGUUCACCAACACCAUUGCUUCGCUCGCGCCUUCUGCCGAGUCUGGUGAGCGCCUGACUCCCGGCGGUAUCUACGUUAUCGUGUCUGCCAUGGCCGGCUCCAUCGUGUCACGCAACCGCGGCGUCUUCCUCCGCACUUUGUCCCCGCUUACUUUCGGUACCGUCGCUGCCUUCACUCUCCUGCCCGUCACGAUGAAGAACGUCUCCGAUCUGGCUUGGGAGUAUGAGAAGAAGUUCCCCGUCGUUGCGGAGAAGCACCUUGCGGUUCGGGAGCGGGCGGAGCACAUCUGGUAUACCGGCAUUGCGCACAGCGGUAUGGCCCGCCAGAUGAUGGAGGACAAGAUUGGUGAGACCCGGAAGAAGCUCGAGGAGUUGGUGAGCAAGGGUCACUAG